GUGACCGGGCGUGGGGCGUGUGUGCGCAUGCGCGAGUGCCGCGCCGGCUCGUUCUCCGCUUCUCUGUGGUGUGAGGGGAAGGGGGAGCGCGGGGCGCGGUAGCGAUGUGCUCGAGGGACAAGGGAGGCUCCCCAGCGCUCAGGACACCUGAGCACCAGCCCCGUGUGGAAGAUGAUGGUUUGGUGACACACCAGCGCGUCCUGUCCCUCAGGGCAGUGGAAACCGCGUGGGCUGUCAGUGUGUGUGCGUGAUCCAGCCUGCCCGGCAGACACGAGCCGGUUAUGAUGAGCUUGGUCAUAACUAUUAAUAUGCAUCAAGUCUACUGCUUCGUCGUGAAGGAAAGUGGAAGGGCAGGCACUCUCUGGCGACCAGUGACAGGACCCCGAGGGCAGGACAUGAAGCUGUGUCAGGAGAGGUUUAAGGUCCGAUAUUAAGAAAAAAAACAGGUUCUUCCCUCCAGAAGGUGGUUGGGAACUGGAAUAGUCUCUGCCCCGGCCUGACGGAGCUCAAGAAGCAUUUGGACAAUGCUUUUCAGGCACAGGGUGUGACUCUUGCGAUUGUCCUGUGCAGGGCCAGAAGUCAGACUCGGUGAUCCUUGGAACAACAGAAAUGGCCAACCAAGAAGAAGCAGAGAUACAAAUUUCAGAGCUAGAUUUACUGUCUAGCAUGUUUCCUUAUGAGGAAGAGUUUGCUGUGACAGACCAACUGGCUCUAGCUGAACUGAAACACUAUGUAGAAAAUGAGUCUGCAGAGGUGCCAUCUUCAAAAGUUCAGUUUAUACUGAAUGUAAAAACAGAGGUGCCUAAUGCUUCUAUGGUGGAAUUCUCUAUGGCCUGUGCUUUGCCACUUAAAUAUCCGACUGUUCUCCCAGAAAUUGCUGUGAGGUCAUCAUUAUUAAGCCGCUCUCAGCAGAUUCUCCUGAACUCUGAUCUAAAGACAUAUUUGAUGCAAAACUUCAGUGGCGAGCCCUGCAUGCUGAGUGCGAGGGAGUGGGUUAAAGACCACGCAGCUGCUUACAUUGACAAAUACCUUUUGUCCUCCUCAAUGACAGCCUCAGAUGCCACGCAGUCAGAAGGCACCACGUUCACUCGAUUGUGGAUCUACAGUCAUCACAUUUACAACAAGCAAAAAAGAAAGAAUAUUAUUGACUGGGCCAAGGAGCUCUCUCUGUCAGGGUUUUGCAUGCCAGGGAAACCAGGUGUUGUUUGUGUAGAAGGGUUACAAAGUAGUUGUGAAGAAUUCUGGUCAAGGGUAAGAAGAUUAACAUGGAAAAGAAUUCUUAUUCGGCACAGAGAAGAUGUUUCUUUGGAAGGCGGAGGACAUGCUGACAUCCAGAAGCAGCGAAAGUUCUCCACUUUGGAAGAAAAAUGUUUUGAUGCACAUGGUGCCAGGGGAAAUCAUAUGGACUUGGGGCAACUGUAUCAUUUUUUAGAAGAAAAAGGAUGUGCUGACAUAUUUCAAAUGUACUUUGGGGUUGAAGGGCAUUGAAAAGGUUGAAGAUCAGCACAGGUCUCAGCACCUACAUUACUAAUUUAAUCCUCGUAACAGAUUCCUUAGCUUUUCUUGAACAGUUGAUCAGAUUUAGGUGAUAAAUCCAGUUUUCAGUGAAAACAAUUAUCCAGUGAAAUCCUGAGUAAUGAAGAUGACUGUAUGAAUGUUUUAUGCACCUUCUGGUGUUAAGGAGAUUUAGGGUACAUACCUACUUAAAAGGAAAGAAAAUGUGUUUGAUAACCUACUGUACAGUUGCAGAACUGUAGAUGGAUGAACAGAUGGAAUGUGGUGAAUGAAUAUACAAAGAAGACAUAGGCAGUGUGGGUGUCUCGGGAUUGAGAACAUGAUGUUUACAUUAAUUGUUAUUGUUUAUGUACACUACAUGAUAUCUCUUUGUUUUAAGCAAUCUUCUACUUUCUACCUGAAAGUUUAGUAAGCCAUGAGAUCAAUAUUUUGAUCAUAAGUACUUUCUGUAGGUAAAAGUGUGUGUGCAGGUAAGAUAGAUACCAUGGUGGCUCCACUACAUCUGUUAUUUUGGUUUCUGUAGAAGCAGCAGUUUACCAAGGAUUGGUAAGAUUAAUAUAAGCAGAUUACCAAGGGCUCCCUUAUAGCACGCUCCAAAACUCUGAAACGAUCCUAAGCCUUCUGAGUUUGCAAGUUUUCAGACCUGUAAUAGGAAGUGCGUUAUGUUGUGGUUUUGACUGGGAUUUCAACAAGCUUGUAUCAAAGAAUGCUGAUUUUGUGGAUACUGUAGCUAAAUUCCGUAGUAGAAAAAGCAGACAUUGGU
This is a messenger RNA of Hirundo rustica (Barn swallow), 2278 nucleotides long. RefSeq names its product RWD domain containing 2B (gene RWDD2B). The transcript has 5 exons. The record is from RefSeq and is a predicted model, not a curated record. NCBI's taxonomy places the organism in Eukaryota, Metazoa, Chordata, Aves, Passeriformes, Hirundinidae. Bases 610 to 1488 code for a protein of 292 amino acids. Gene Ontology annotation, molecular function: protein binding.